This is a messenger RNA of Nymphaea colorata (pocket water lily), 1106 nucleotides long. Its product is annotated as beta-carotene isomerase D27, chloroplastic. The transcript has 8 exons. The record is from RefSeq and is a predicted model, not a curated record. Lineage: Eukaryota; Viridiplantae; Streptophyta; Magnoliopsida; Nymphaeales; Nymphaeaceae. Gene Ontology annotation, molecular function: iron ion binding. The coding region runs from base 12 to 842 and encodes 276 amino acids.
CACUUGUCGAAAUGGCGGCUCUCUCUCUCCCUUGCUCUUUCCCGCCUUCCCCUUGCUGUUCCCCUCCCCGCCCUCUCGUCUCGAGACCGCAGAACGCAAUCCUUAUCCCUAAUUUUCGCUGUCGUUGCCGUCGAAAGACGACUCGAGUCCUUGCUCAAACGGCCGAUCUGAAAGGCGGUGAAACGAAGAAGGAUUACAGGUUAGGGGUUCUUGACGAAUUUUUCCUGAACGCUUUUAGGAAUAAUAUGGUUCAGGAGGUCGGAUGGGAUUCAGAGAAGCCCGGUUAUGAUGGCUUGAUGGAAGUUGUCAAUCGUCUUAUGACAAAGGGUGGAUCCAACUCAGCAAUCCAGCAGUCAUCGGUACGGAUAAUUAGGUCAUUGUUUCCUCCCAUCAUUCUAGAUCUAUUCAAACAGCUUAUUGCACCAAUAGGAGGAGGGAAGCUGGCUGCUAUGAUGAUUGCACGGGUGACAGCAGGUACAUGUCAAUGGCUUCUGGGACCUUGCACAGUGAAUUCCAUCGAACUUCCAGACGGUUCUUCUUGCAGCAGUGGGGUUUUGGUUGAAAAGUGCAGAUACUUAGAAGAGAGCAAAUGUGUUAGUACCUGCAUUCACUCGUGUAAACUGGCAACACAGACUUUCAUAAGUGACUACAUGGGGGUUCCAUUGGUAAUGGAACCAAAAUUCACCGACUUCAGUUGUCAGUUCAAAUAUGGAGUUGCUCCUUCCCAAGCAGAAGAAGAUAAAAUACUUCAGGAGCCUUGUCUAGAAGUUUGUCCAAAAGCAUCGGCCCGAAAGAUGCGCAAUAUUCAAGUCACACAGACGGUCGCCUGCCCAAAAAUAUGAAAGUCGAUACAACCAUAAAGUUCCCGCCGGGGCUUACGUUGGGUGGACAAUGAAGCGUCAUGCGCAUGGUCUUCCCUCCUUGUGCAAAAGCCCUUGACCUGCUGCGGCCAUUCCAGGUCCAUGUAGCCUCUCCGUAAUGUAUAGUAUUUCUUUUGAUUACUGCAAGUUUGAGCAAAUCAAUUGAACCGACCUCGCCAUGGUCUCAUUUUGUAAGGGCAACAACCCGAACCCGUCAUUCGAUAAAAUUCGAACCUGUUGCCAAUA